Messenger RNA from Kalmanozyma brasiliensis GHG001, 456 nucleotides. RefSeq lists its product as uncharacterized. The transcript is spliced from 2 exons. The record is from RefSeq and is a predicted model, not a curated record. NCBI's taxonomy places the organism in Eukaryota, Fungi, Basidiomycota, Ustilaginomycetes, Ustilaginales. Bases 1 to 456 code for a protein of 151 amino acids.
AUGCGACCGCAUCUCUUCCUUCUCUUUGCCACGCUCAUGGCUCACUUCUCUGCUCGAGCGCAUCCGAUUGUACAUACGCAAGAAGGCGAAAGAAUCAGAGACGAGCCCCAGACACAUCUCGUGCCACGCCAGCUCGAAGCCGUCCGAGAUGUCGGACGCGGCGGCUACAAAGCAGUCGGUUUCUUUGAAGACAAGCGUGUCAUAGCAGGUGCUGUGGGUGCCGCUCUGCUGGGACUCGUCGGGAUCAGUGUUGUUGGCAUGCGAGCGACGGAGCACCACGCGUGCGAGAAGGUGGCCGAGCAGGAGCGUGUCAUGCAGCAGUCGUGGGAUGCCAUGCACCCUGAUGGCUUUGUUGGCGCUGGCGACCAGAUGCGACCUGCAUCGUUCGACUGCAAGGUCCAAGAGAGACCGUUGAAACCGCUCAUCAGUUAUGGCACCCCUGCUCAGUGGUAUUAA